AUGGAUCCGAGUAGAGCUGGAGGGCUUGAGAACACUCAGGGAAGCGAGCAUGUUUGCGGGCGGCACAGUAAUGUGGUCCGGGCGGUCUGGGACCCGGUGCUGACCGCGGACCACCGGGCGCUCCAGAACCUGCGGAGCCUGGAGACAGUCAGCCCUGUUCACCGCUACUUUGGCAGCGUCCAGACUGACAUACAGCCAUAUAUGAGGAGAGUAGUGGCUCUGUGGAUGUUUCAGGUGUGUGAGGAGCAGAAAUGUGAAGAAGAGGUUUUUCCAUUGGCAGUGCAUUACAUGGACAGAUAUCUGAGUCUUUUUCCUCUCAAAAGUUCCUGCCUUCAGCUUUUGGGAGCUGUUUGCAUGUUUAUAGCAUCCAAAAUGAGAGAGACUGUCCCCCUAACAGCCACCAAGCUCUGCAUCUACACUGACAACUCUGUGUCUGUCUCAGAGAUCCUGCACUGGGAGGCAGCUGUGGUGUCACGUUUGGACUGGGCUUUAGCUGCAGUCGUGCCCUCUGAUUUCCUGGAGCCAGUUCUUCUCAGUCUUCCCUUUGUUCAGUGUCAUCAUCUUCCCAACUUGCGCCGGCAUGUUCACUCCUACAUCUCCCUGGCAGUUAUUGACUGCAUGUUUCUAGAUUUCCUGCCAUCCACAAUCACCUGUGCUUGUGUGACUCUUGCCAUGGAGAAGCUGUUGCUGCUGGACAGUGGCCUCUCCUCUGAACUUGUGAUCAAAUCUUUGAGUAUUUUGACUACCAACCUUGACUCAAUAACCCACUGCUUUGACCAGCUGAAGUGUAUUUUAAGCCACAGCCUGCCCACUUGUGUUGAGGUUACUGUUAAAGCAUCAGCACUCAUUCCCAAGAUCAACUGUACUCCUCCUGAAACAGAAAACCAAAAAUCUAGACCAGAAAAUUAA
Messenger RNA from Periophthalmus magnuspinnatus, 909 nucleotides. It is a transcript of the gene ccnd3, whose product is annotated as cyclin D3. NCBI's taxonomy places the organism in Eukaryota, Metazoa, Chordata, Actinopteri, Gobiiformes, Gobiidae. Gene Ontology annotation, biological process: regulation of cyclin-dependent protein serine/threonine kinase activity; positive regulation of G1/S transition of mitotic cell cycle; mitotic cell cycle phase transition. The transcript is spliced from 5 exons. The record is from RefSeq and is a predicted model, not a curated record. Gene Ontology annotation, cellular component: cytoplasm; cyclin-dependent protein kinase holoenzyme complex; nucleus. Gene Ontology annotation, molecular function: cyclin-dependent protein serine/threonine kinase regulator activity. Bases 1 to 909 code for a protein of 302 amino acids.